Messenger RNA from Capsella rubella, 1734 nucleotides. Its product is annotated as non-specific phospholipase C2. The record is from RefSeq and is a predicted model, not a curated record. The transcript has 3 exons. Bases 59 to 1615 code for a protein of 518 amino acids. Lineage: Eukaryota; Viridiplantae; Streptophyta; Magnoliopsida; Brassicales; Brassicaceae. Gene Ontology annotation, molecular function: hydrolase activity, acting on ester bonds. Gene Ontology annotation, biological process: phospholipid catabolic process.
GUUAUCCACCCAUUUUAUCAUCUUUAUCAUCAUCAAAACCUCCCUAUCUCAUUCCUCCAUGUCCAUCAAAAUAUGCAUUUCACAACUCACUUUGAUUCUCCUAUUAACAUCAACGAUCCUACACAACCAUGUCCAUGCAACAAGUCCGAUCAAAACCAUCGUUGUUGUUGUUAUGGAGAAUAGAUCGUUCGACCACAUGCUUGGAUGGAUGAAGAAACUCAACCCGGACAUCAACGGUGUAGACGGGUCAGAGUCAAACCCGGUCUCGGCUUCAGACCCGUCCUCUAAAAAGAUCAACUUCGGUUCGGGUUCGCAUUACGUGGAUCCGGACCCUGGUCAUUCGUUUCAGGCUAUAAGAGAGCAAGUGUUCGGGUCAAAUGAUACAACCAUGGAUCCUCCACCGAUGAAUGGGUUUGUUCAACAAGCUUAUUCAGAAGACCCUAGUGGUAACAUGUCGGCAAGUGUUAUGAAUGGUUUCGAACCUGACAAGGUUCCUAUCUACAAGUCUCUUGUCUCUGAGUUCGCUGUUUUCGAUAGAUGGUUUGCAUCGGUACCAUCAUCAACACAACCAAACCGCAUGUUCGUGCACUCAGGGACUUCAGCAGGAGCAACCAGCAACAACCCUGUCGAACUUGCAAAGGGUUAUCCUCAAAGAACCAUUUUUGACAACCUUGACGAUGAAGAUAUCUCUUUUGGAAUAUACUACCAGAAUAUUCCGGCUGUAUUGUUUUAUCGGAGCUUAAGGAAACUCAAAUAUGUGUUUAAUUUCCAUAGCUAUGGACUCUCUUUUAAAGAUCAUGCAGAGAAAGGUAAGCUCCCUGCUUACACUGUGAUUGAGCAACGUUACAUGGAUACUAUCUCGGAACCAGCGUCUGAUGAUCAUCCUUCCCAUGAUGUCUACCAAGGACAGAAGUUUAUAAAAGAAGUGUACGAGACUCUAAGAGCAAGUCCACAAUGGAAUGAAACACUAUUACUAAUCACUUACGACGAGCACGGUGGAUACUUCGACCACGUACCCACACCGGUUCGAAAUAUUCCUAGCCCGGACGGUAUAGUUGGACCAGAACCAUUCCUAUUCCAAUUCAACCGGUUAGGUAUUCGAGUCCCAACAAUAGCAGUGUCUCCAUGGAUAGAGAAAGGAACGGUCGUACAUGGACCAAACGGUUCUCCAUUUCCAUCGUCCGAGUACGAACACUCUUCGAUCCCCGCGACAGUCAAGAAACUAUUCAACUUAACAUCACCUUUCCUAACAAAGAGAGAUGAAUGGGCCGGAACGUUCGAGAACAUCUUGCAAAUCAGGAAAGAGCCUAGAACUGAUUGUCCCGAGACAUUACCCGAACCGGUUAAGAUAAGAAUGGGUGAGGCUAAUGAGAAAGCUUUGUUAACUGAGUUUCAACAAGAGCUUGUACAACUAGCUGCUGUUCUAAAAGGUGAUAAUAUGCUCACAACGUUUCCUAGAGAAAUAAGCAAAGGGAUGACAGUUAUUGAAGGGAAGAGGUAUAUGGAAGAUGCUAUGAAACGGUUCUUAGAGGUUGGUCGUUUAGCUUUUGCCAUGGGAGCUAAUAAAGAAGAGCUUGUUCAUAUGAAACCUUCCCUCACUGAAAGAAGACCUUAAGUUUUAUAGUUUCCAUUACAUAUAUAUAAGUCAAAUACAGAUGAACAAAAAAAAAAUAUAUAUAAGUCAAAUACCAAAUAUUUUAUAUAUAUUUAGUCUUAUUAAUAAACUGAUAUAUU